Paraglomus occultum is the source of this 408-nucleotide messenger RNA. NCBI's taxonomy places the organism in Eukaryota, Fungi, Glomeromycota, Glomeromycetes, Paraglomerales, Paraglomeraceae. The record is from the annotation of a GenBank genome assembly.
AUUAUGGACUAUAGAAGGCAAUCAGGGAUUGUUCUAUCCAACUCUCAGUCUUUUGAGAAGUCUAAGCAAAAAGAUAAAAUAAAAGAAUUUAAAAAAAUACUAGGCAUAACCUCACAAAACAAAACCAAUAAUCUAGAAGUAGAAACAGCUCUGCCAUAUGGAUUGGCCGUAGAAGAUAGAUUAGAGGAGGACAAUAUUAGAGAAGGAGUAAUGUAUUACAAUAAAAUACUUCCAAAGAAUUUUCUUGGACCUUUCAAUGGUGGAGUAAAAGAUAGAUUGCCAACUAAGUUGAUCAAUCUUCUUGAAAUUAAUGAAAGUGAGUUGGAAGAAAUAGAGGCAAGUAAAACCGAAGAUUUGAUAGAAGGAGGUAUUGAUAUAGAGGAUUAUGCUAUUUUGUCUUAUUCCUGA